GUAUCUACAGUGCAUUCGCGAAGUAAACACGCAUUUUGUUUGGCAGCAAACAGAACAAUAGGUAAUGACAAUGGCGCAACUUGCUGUAUUAAUUCUUCUAGUUGCUACCACUGCAAUCACUUUAGCUCAGAGGCCUUUCUACGCUGGCUCACGACCGAUUGGUUACCCGGCUAUGCAAACCGGCUCAUUUCUCCAACAGAUUCGGAGAGGACGCACAGUUCGAGAAACUAUAGGAGAUGUAAACCUAAUAAACAGUAUAGAGAGCAUGCCCAUAGAUAACAGACCUUUUUGGUACUCGAACCGGCGAGACUACGAAGCUAUGAGGAGGCAGACACCCACAGACAUUGCCACAGAACAAUUUUAUUAGCUAAAAAAAGGAAUCUUUAUAUCAUUCAAAGAAGCGAAUAAUAUUGAAAGAUUUUGUGGUUUAUAAUAACAGAAAACCAAAGAGUUGGUUAUUUUGAUUUUUCGCAGAUAUUUUUCCGUGUGUGAAAAAAAUGUAAGUAGUAACCUAACGCUCAAUAAAAGUCUUUCGAAAGUAACUCGACCAAAUUAAAUAAAAAAUCAUUAAAUAAAGUUUCGUGCAUUAACCCAUU
Messenger RNA from Chilo suppressalis (striped riceborer), 596 nucleotides. The record is from the annotation of a GenBank genome assembly. Lineage: Eukaryota; Metazoa; Arthropoda; Insecta; Lepidoptera; Crambidae.